AUGCAAGCUGUAAUGUGGCUUUUGUCAUUUGUGGCGAUCCAUGAGUUUUCGAGUGUUUAUUGGAUUGAUUCGAGAUUGAUUAGGGACUCUCCGAAUGGGGAUUACGUAGAGGAGCAGGACAUUCCCGGUGCAGAAGCCGAUUACGACUUUUCAGUCGAGGAGCAAGAACCAGAAAUCCAAGAUGAUGAUGAAAAUGAAGAGGAGCACAAUUUAGAAGCACCACACGAACGUCUUCGAAAUAUGGAGCAGCUCAAGAAGACCCCAAGCGGAUGUGAAUGCAAAAUCUGUUUUGUUGAGUACAGUACCACCAGGAUUCCGAGAAUUCUCAGGGAGUGUGGACACACGGUUUGUGAGAAGUGCGCUGGUCAAUUGUUGGAAAGUGGUACUAGUACAUCAUUCAUUACAUUCUACAAAGCCAGUACGUCCAUUAGAUGCCCAUUCUGUCGGGAGGGUACUGUAGUGAGAGGCAGCGUGCAGCAGAUGCCAAAGAACUAUGAGUUGAUGGAAGUUAUUGGGAUUUGA
Molecule: messenger RNA, 522 nt
Organism: Caenorhabditis remanei
Lineage: Eukaryota; Metazoa; Nematoda; Chromadorea; Rhabditida; Rhabditidae
Exons: 2
Coding region: 1-522 (173 amino acids)
Source: RefSeq, a predicted model, not a curated record